UUAUUCACUAUGUGGGGCAUAAUCUUUGCCCUGACUGUUACUCUUGCUGCAGGAAGCCAGCAUCUUCAUUACGCGCUAGAGUCUGCUAAUAGCAAGAGGUUCAUUUACGAAUAUGAAGGACUGGUGCUGAGUGGUCUACCCGAAAAAGGCCUUGGGAGGGCUGGCAUGCAAAUAAAAUGUAAAGUAGAAAUCACUGAUGCAAGGUCGAAGCUCUGCCUUUUAAAGGUCCAUGACUUGGAAGUAGAGGAAUAUAAUGGAAUAUGGCCCAAAGAUUCAUUCACUAAAUCUUCAAAACUAACCAAAGCUCUUGAAAGACAACUGAGUAGACCAAUCAUGUUCCAAUACAUGAGUGGUCAGGUUGGAGACAUAUUCCUGCCUAAUGGAGUAUCGGAUACUGUGCUUAAUAUCUAUAAAGGGAUUUUAAAUAUCUUUCAGCUAACAAUUAAGAAGUCGCAAAAUGCUUAUACUUUGCAAGAGACUAACAGAAAUACCCGUGCUGCCAGCACAUACUAUUACAAACUCAAAGAUACAAAAAAUGGAGUUCUUUUGUUGGAGGCCAAUGUGGAAGAAGUCCAUCAGUUCUCUCCAUUUAAUGAAAUUGACGGAACUGCAGUUCUAGUGGCAAGGCAAAAAUUGGUAUUAGUGUCAGUUCGAGAAAAAUUGCCAGCUGACACUGAAAAUGACUAUAAAAAUAUAGGAUCCCUUCAAUAUUACUUUGCAAAAGAAAUGAUGCAGAUUCCUACACAGUUGUUGAAGUAUGAAAAUGGAGAAACUCAGAUUAUUGAAACACUUCAUCAACUAACAGAACACAAUACAGGACCGUCAUCAAAAGAGUCUCCGGGCAAGUUUAUUCAACUUGUUCAACUUUUACGUCAAGCAAGCUAUGAAGUCAUUCAAGCAAUAUGGAAGCAAUUUUCGUCAAGACCCCAGUACAGGCGUUGGAUUUUAGAUGCCAUUCCAGCCAUUGCUAAUCCUUUGUCACUAAGGUUUCUAAAACAUAAAAUAGAUAUAAAAGAGCUAACAGAAUUUGAAGCAGCACAGACUGUACUUAUGACUUUACAUUUGAUCAAAGCAGAUCAUGAAGCAAUCGCGGAAGCAAAGGCAUUACUAGCUAUUAUUAAACCUCAGCAAGAUUCAAUACUUCGGAAAGUGGCUUUUCUUGCAUAUGGAUCCCUGGUAUUAAAGAACUGUAAAACUAAUGACCUGUGUUCAGAAGAAUAUCUACAGACUGUACUGGGCUAUGGUGGUGGUGCUUUCCAUCCCAACACAGGUUUUGAUGGUGAUCUAUCAUGGAACUUCCUCCCUCUGGACAACAGUUGGCUUCUCCCAAAUUACCGUUCAUCAGGAUUUGACCAUCUUUUGACAGAGAACUGCCUACAUUUGGGAUUUCAAGGAUCUUUUUUUUUGUUGUGCUUCGGAAGCUUUAAAAUGAAGCCCAUGAGAGGGGAUAUUAUUUUGGCACUCAAAGCUCUUGGAAAUGCAGGACUGCCAGCAAGCAUAAAGACCAUUCAAAAGUUCUUGCCAGGAUUUUCAUCCACUGCUUCCAACAUGUCAAUUAGAGUUCAAUCUACUGCUUUAUUAGCUCUGAAAAAUAUUGUCCCUUUAACGAUCCACGAAAGGUGUUUUACUAAGUUGAUGAAAGUGCAUAAUAUUUGCCUUCAGUUGUUUGCAAACUUCAAUUUGCCCCCACCAAUCCGGAUGAGAGCUGCAGGAGUGUUACUCGAUUCGAGACCCCCUGCUGUGGUUGUAAUGGCUGUCGCUAGGAUUCUGCUAAGAGAAACUAACAUUCAAGUGGCUUGCUUUUCAUACACAGUACUAAAGGCGCUGAGCAAAAGCACAGUCCCCGAACUUCAAGAAGUGGCAGCUGCCAGCAAUGUAGCCGUUACACUUUUAAAACAUAAAUUUGGAUCCCUUAAUGUAAGUUACAGCACAGGUGUCUACUAUACACUUUUUGAAGAUCCUAUCAUGAUGGGAAUGUCCACCCUCUUUAAUAUUGUAAAUCACCCACCUAAUGGUCUUCCCUUAGCAUUCUUAUCCAAACUAAGAGUGUACUUCAUGGGAGUAUUUUCUGAACUCAUAGAGGUUGGAUUUCACACUGAUGGACUACAAGAACUAUUAAUGAACAGACAUAUAUUCUCUACAGAAAGUAAGCAUGGAAAUCUGAAAAAUAUUAUGGAUAUGUUGAAAAAGCUAUCAAAAUGGAGACCAGUGCCUACUGAUGAACCACUUGCUGCAGCUUACAUCAAAUUUUUUGGUCAAGAAAUUCUUUUUCAUCAACUUGAUAAACAUGAUCUGCAAAACAUAGUGCAGCUGUUUUACAGACCAAAAGAAAAGUUCUCUGCUUUAGAAACAAUUAUAAGCAAACUGCAGAGUGGUGUUGAUAUAAAGUGGUCUAAACCCUUAUUGUCCAGUGAAGCUCGUCAGAUUGUGCCGACCUGUGUGGGAUUGCCAUUAGAAACAAGCCUUUAUUAUUCGUCUGUCACAAGAGCUGAAAUCCAUGCUCAAGCUCAAAUCAAAUCUCUUUCAACGCAAGUACUUAACAUACCCCAGCUACUUGAAUCCAACAUCAAUCUAAACUCCAAGAUAUCUAUAAGCAUGGAUAAAGAUAUUACAUUUUUCAUGGGUAUAAACACACACCUCAUACAAGCCGGAAUGGAGGUUAAGGCCAAAAUUCACAUUUUACUUCCUGUUAAUAUUGCAACAACAAUUGACGUUAAUCAAAAACAUUUCAAGCUGGAUGCUAUACCUAAUAACCAGGAAACUGAAGUUUUUUCUCUAAGGUCAAAGGCAUACUCUGUAACAAGAAAUAUUGAGGAUUUAGAUGCUGCUAAAAUGAUUCCAGUUGUACCAGCUGGAACAGAACCAAAUGUACUGAAGCAGACCUUCAAUCCCAGAGACUUGUCAGCAGGGGAGUUUCUGAGAAACGAGGGAAAAAACUCAGCGGAAUUUCAAAAAGAGGAUAUAUAUGAAGAGCAGAUAACAGCCCACUCGUCUGCAUUUUCUAAAUGCUUUACUGCAACUAACUUUGGAUUUCAGUUUUGUUUGGAAAAGAAGUCUGACAGUGCUGCAUUAGUUAGAAGCUCUCCUUUAUACCAUAUGAUUGGAAGUCAUUCGGUUAAAGUGACCCUUAAGCCAGUCCACAUGGAUGCUUCAGUUGAGAAAAUACAAAUAGAAUUUCAAGCGGGGCCUGAGGCUUCUACAAAAAUGGUGCAUUCUGUUAAUCUUCAGAAAGCUGGCAAAGGAGAACAGGAAAAUGAAAAUACUAUGGACAUAAUGGCCCUUUCAAAGCUGAAGAAAAUCCUUGGUGACAAAGACAUAGCAAUGUCACAGGAAAACGUCCAUAAUAAAAAAAGUUCAUCUUCUAGCUCUGAAAGCUCUAGUCAGUCUGAAAUCCAUUGCACAAAUAAGUCCUGUUCCAGAGAUGGAACAAACAAACACCAGAAACAUCACCAAAAAAAGAAACAAUGCCAUCAUAAAAUGGAAGAAAAGAAAGAGCAUCACUUGCAUCACAGAAAAGAACGUUCUGAACAUAAACAUCAGGUAGCAGAAUCUAGGGGUCAUCAUGAACGUGGUCCUCCUCAUCAUCAUCCUCAACAUCAUGGUGAACGGAAUAAAACUAAAACCUCUUCCACAGAAAUACAAAGCAACCAGUGCAACAACAAAAAGACAAAAGAAAGCUGCAAAUUUCAAAACAGCAGUAGUAGCAGCAGCAGCGAUAGCAGCAGCAUGAACCAUAGGCGGCAAGAUAAUAAAAAGAGAUAUAGAAGGCCCAAAGAAAGCAGCAGUUCCAAAUACACCAGAAACACAGAAAGCAGCAGCAGUGAAAGUAGCAGCAAUGUUCAAAGCAGCAGAAAUUGUGAUGAAAGUUCUACUCGAAAUGAUAGCCCUAAAGAAUGGAAAAAAAUAAAGAAUGCUCACCAUACUCAAGAAUCCCAUCAUGUCAGCGUGCCUAGAAACUCAUUAAAUAAUUCGCAGGAAGAAUAUGGCACAGAAUUUCACCGGAUCCAUAAUGUUCUGCAGAAAUUACUUGGAGGAGCCCCAGAGUUCAUCAUUCUAGUUCGAGCUUUCCUGAAUGACAAUAAGUAUCGAGGCUACCAAGCAACAGCCUAUGUUGAUUCUUCUAAUGAUCAUGCUCAGAUGAUCCUGGUUUCUUUGACUGAAAAAAGCCACUGGAAAGCAUGUGUCGAUGCCACAGUCUCCAGAAGUCAAAAAGCUUUGGCAAUGCUCAGAUGGGGUCAACAGUGCCAAGACUAUAAAAUUUCAGCAAAGAUAUCUGAAGGUGAACUUGCAGGCAAACCAGCUCUGCAGCUUAUGUGGCAAUGGGAAAAACUUCCAACAUGGAUGAAAGACACAGCUCGGAGGGUUAUGACAUUUGUUCCAGGAGUAGCUUAUAUGUUAGGAUUCUCAGAAAAGCGUACUACAAAUCCUCCUCAUCAACUUGCUGUAAGAAUAUCAUCUGCAUCUUCACAAACUAUUGAUGCGAUCAUUAAAGUCCCAGAGUUUACCCUGUACAAGCAAGCUAUCUCAGUUCCAUAUUAUCUUGCACAUGGUCAGCAUUCAUUAAGUAAGAUUAAGGAAAUUGGAUGGAGCAACCUGCCAGAACUUACAACAAUCCUCACACAGAACAAAAAAGUUGAAUGUGAAGUUAAUAAAGAGAGAUUUACAACAUUUGAUAAAAUGAACUCAGAAUGUUCACUUACCUCUGCGAACUGCUAUACGGUGCUGGCACAAGAUUGUACAGAUCAAUUAAGGUUUAUUAUCACUAUGAAAAAAAUGGGUCAAGGAUUUCAGAUUGAUGCCAAGAUAGGAUCAUUCAAUAUUGAGAUAUAUUCGGAUGCAUCUGAUGAAUUUCAAGUGCUUCUUGAUGGAAGGAAGUUACUAAUAUGGAAUGAUACCUAUAUAAAUGAGAAAGAAUGCAUCUAUGUUCACAGAACUUCAACAAAAGUGUCAGUAAAAGCACCAAAGUAUGGUGUGGAGCAUGUGUCAUUCAAUGGAGAAACCACCAAGAUUACCAUUGCACCAUGGUUACAAGGAAAAACAUGUGGCUUGUGUGGAAACUCUGAUGGACAACUGCAAAAUGAUUUCCUGAAGCCUGAUCAUAAAAAAGCAAAGAGCUGUAACAGUUUGGUUCACUCCUGGAUGCUGCCAGAUAAUUCAUGUUCAGGAAGCUGUGCAUUAAGUCGACAGUUUGUUAUGUUGGAAAAUCAUCUCCUUGAUGAACAAGAAUCAUCAUGUUAUUCUUUAGAGCCUGUAUUACAGUGUGUAAAAGGAUGUAAUCCAACUGAAACAAGCCCUGUUAAAGUUGCCUUCCAUUGUCUUCCUAAAGAUUCUGCAAUACGUCUAGAAGAUUGGCACAUUAGGCCAACAGAAAUAUCUGAAGACUUCACUGGGGAAGUGGAUGCACACAUUAAUUGUGUAUGUGCAACGGAAUGUGCAACGGCUUAAAAUAAUGUACCGUUGAUUAUUUACACCAAACAAGUUAUUUCGAAGAUCAUUUUAGUAAAAAAAAAAAUAUUUCCACCUAAUAGAAAAGAAUGACUACAUAUUAAUGUUAGCUGAUAAUAAAGAAAGU
Molecule: messenger RNA, 5572 nt
Organism: Bombina bombina (fire-bellied toad)
Lineage: Eukaryota; Metazoa; Chordata; Amphibia; Anura; Bombinatoridae
Product: vitellogenin-like
Biological process (GO): lipid transport
Molecular function (GO): lipid carrier activity
Source: RefSeq, a predicted model, not a curated record